GCAACACUUCUCCCUUCUCUAUAUAAACACCAAAUCCAUAGCUUUUUCUUUAAGUAUAAUUCUGUAUAAUCUCAUCAAAAAGCUUAAUCUCUUUGUAUCUUUUCUCUCUUUGAAAUUUCAUUCAUCCAAACCAACAUUUCUAGCUCUUGCAACCCUUUUUGUGUCUCUCUUUGACAAUCUCAAAAGAAGAUUUUUGAAGCCUUGUUUGGACACCAAGAAGGAUAUGGUAGAAAGCAGAGGAAAUCCUUUGCAACUCAAGUCUUUGAACCACAUUUCAAUAGUUUGUAGAUCAGUGAAGAAAUCCCUUCAUUUUUACAAGUCUGUUCUUGGGUUUUUCCCCAUUAGAAGGCCUGAUUCUUUUAACUUUGACGGUGCAUGGCUAUUCAACUAUGGCAUUGGCAUACAUCUACUCCAAUCCGACGAUCCCGAAAACAUGCCCAAGAUUACUCGGAUCAACCCCAAGCACAACCACAUUUCUUUCCAAUGUGAGAGCGUGUCAACAGUGGAGAAAAACCUUGAAGAAAUGGAGAUCAAGUAUGAGAAAGCCAGAGUAGAAGAAGGUGGUAUCUAUGUGGACCAACUUUUCUUCCAUGACCCAGAUGGACUAAUGAUCGAGAUUUGCAACUGUGACAAUCUUCCAGUGAUUCCAUUAACAGAAGAGUCAGUCCAAUCAUGUUCCAGAAUCAGCUGCAAUCUAAAUCAAAUGCAGCAACAACAACAGCAAGCAGCAGCAGCAACCAGUCAAAAUAAGCCAUUAAACAACAUGUUUGUGCCAUUGUUUUAACUUUAUCUCUUUUUUAUUUUUUUGGAUGAACCAAGUGAGUUUCUGAUGCUAUUCUUUCUGGAUUAGCUCUCCUUGUAAACUGAAUAUAUCUAUUUUUUUGUUUUUGUUUUUUCUUCUAUCAAUGAAUAACAUUCUAGAAAAAGAUUCUGAA
This is a messenger RNA of Humulus lupulus (European hop), 935 nucleotides long. RefSeq names its product glyoxylase I 4-like. The transcript is spliced from 3 exons. The record is from RefSeq and is a predicted model, not a curated record. Lineage: Eukaryota; Viridiplantae; Streptophyta; Magnoliopsida; Rosales; Cannabaceae. The coding region runs from base 224 to 784 and encodes 186 amino acids.